AUGACUAACGCCGUAAUGGCACAUCAACGUUACUUCGACAACCCGCUUUUAUCUUGUUUUAUCCCCAGCGAUAAAUAUAAUAUAUCCUUUUAUCCACAUCAAUAAGAAGUGUAUCCUGUCAAUUAUUGCGUGUAUUUGGUGAAUAGUUUUAGUAGUUAUGUUGAAAUUUUUGGUUUAUAUGUUGUUGGCGUCGACGUGUGUACAAUAUGCCAAGGCGAUUCAGUGCUACGAGUGCACCAGCGUGAACAACUCCAUGUGCCUGGACCCCACCAUCUAUGACAAGGACACUCUUCAGAAGUUCAUGGCCCUCACCGACUGUGGUCGCCAUGGAAACCAAGAGUACUUCUGCAGGAAAAUCAUUCAAACCAUUCUCCGUAAGGGCCAUGACUCGGAGGUGCGUGUGCACCGCGGCUGCGGCUGGGUGCGCUCGCGCAGGGACUGCUACAAGGCGGACAACGAGGACCAUCUAGAGACAGUGUGCCAGUGUUUCGAUGAUGGCUGCAACGCCGCGAAUUCUGUGGCAGCGGGGUGGACAAUCUUGGUUGCCAGUGUAACUACCAUUUUGAAUAAAAUGCGCUAAAUUGUU
Molecule: messenger RNA, 586 nt
Organism: Cydia pomonella (codling moth)
Lineage: Eukaryota; Metazoa; Arthropoda; Insecta; Lepidoptera; Tortricidae
Exons: 3
Coding region: 158-580 (140 amino acids)
Biological process (GO): positive regulation of voltage-gated potassium channel activity; sleep; regulation of synaptic transmission, cholinergic
Source: RefSeq, a predicted model, not a curated record